AUGCUAUUUACAAUUUCUACGUUGUUUUGCCGACUCCAUAACAACUCCCAUAACCAAUCUGCCGGCAGGUGCUCUCGUAAGCUAAUCAGUCGUCGAAGAGAAGGAAUGGCCGAAGGUGAACUCACGGAGGGUGGUGCCAUUCAGCUUUAACCCUGUCUAUUCGAAAAUGCAGCCGGCAGAGAUUGAAAUCGAGUGUCGCCACGCCCGCUUAUCCAUUGUCGAGAUUGAAAACGAAGCCGAAAAAUGCGCUCAUUUGAAAGAAAGGAUGCAUCCCAACCAAAAAAAGAGAGUACAUGAAAAGCCCAAAAAAUCGCAAAACAUUUUUUGUACUAUCCAUUCUCUUUGGAUCAUUGUCCAGCUUUCAACCGAAAAGAUCUACGGUAGAAGAAUUCUUCGAAGACGUCGGCCGGCCAUUGGCGGAGAAGUGGGCGUGGUCGAAAACGGCGCCAGUACUUCUGCGUCGCGCGCCAUCCGGCUCAUACUCCCUUUUCCAGCUCGCCGAGCCUUCCACCACUUUUUCACCACCUCUUCACGUGUUUGUUAUAGUUCGCCACUAUUAUGAUAUUAGUUAGUCUUCAUCUUUCUCAAAUUAAAUUGUAAGCUGGAAUCAGCCGAACAUCUCUUCAUUCAAGCAUUGAGAAGCUUUUUAAUCAUUUUAUGAGACAGAUUCGGCUAAGCUUUUUUAAUGCGCAUUAUGGAAUGAGAAAGACAAACUUCGAAAAUCGGAAUAACCUCUUUUUAUAGAUGCAACCUGCAUUCCAAUCAUGAACGGCAGGAUGAUAUGCUUCUGAGUUUGAUCAAAUCUAAUUCUGAAAGAUUGAAGCUCUCUUACGUUUCCUACCGUACGAUACUUACGCGAAUCGGCAUCGCCAAACAUCAUUUUUGAACAAUCUGUUUCAAUUCUGUAAAAAUUCUAAUGUUUCCUCUUUUAUGCAGAAGCGCUCGGCAGUCAUAACCCUGAUAUUCAUUUCAGAUGCCUUUCAAAACUUUACGAUACUCAAUCUCCACUUCAAGCGUUAUUGAAAUUUGGAAGCUUUUCUAAAUGCCAUCAAAACCCACAGAUACUUUUGAGAACAGAAUUUUUUUUGAAUUCAUACACACAGAAAAAUGGGAAAAAAUGGAUCGGUGAUGUUUUUUUUCCUUGUCAGAGCAUCAUAUAAAGUCUGUUAUUUAAUGCACCCUUUUUACGUUUCGCGAUCAUCUUUUAGUUUCAUUGGUUUCAAUAGUUUCUAGGAAAGGGAAGAAUAAAAAGACGAUCAAACUGGAGUGUCUCUUUCACUACGACAUGCUCGAAGGGAGCGUGGAGGAGCAUUCCAGACGCGAAGAAUCCUCCAUCGCCGCCAGGUCUUCGAGAGAAGGUAUUUUUUCAUAAAUUUUCUUGAAAAAUUCUGUAUUGCUAAGAACUUUCUGCGAACUUUCAACCUUUCACUCUAAACUUCUCUUCUGUACAUUCAAAUCAUUUUAAUAUUUCUCCUUUAAGUUUUCUACCACUUUCUCAUUCUCAGCCCACUUUAAAUCUGUUGCCAACAAGUUUCACAACUUCCAGAAAUUCGUGAAAUAUUUCGGAAAAACUUAGAAAUAGGCAGCCUUACAUGAGGAACGGCUUCUUCGGACUGUGGGUGUAAGGGACGAGAGAAGCCAAAAUGUGGCGCUUAUCCACGGGGAUGAACGGCUUUUGGCACUUUGUGGACCUCUCCGAGGCUAGUAUUUAUCAUAACAUCAAAAAUAACUUCACGUGAAUGGGUCAACUGUUGAAUCACUUUGGGUUGCCUCAAAAGUUUCGAGCAAGUUUAGAAUUCGGCAUUCAACUUGAAAACGGCUCUAGAUGCCCGAAAUCGCUUUUAAUGAGGCGUUUUUUAAACAAAAAAAAGAACACUUGAACCGUUUUUUUAAUUUAACUUAUUGUGAAAUUUUUUUGAAUUUCAUUGACUGUUGAUAUGAUGAAAAAAACGUGGAACUCCAACAAAAUUGGCCAAAUCAAGAAAAAAAUCCGAUCUUUGUAUAAAAAGAUAAAAAGCAUGAAGGCUGUCUCAAUGUUCCCAGAUUAUCAACACGCCUUCUACCAAAGUUCAAAACGGAUUUUUCUUUUUUUGGCAGAAAAAUAAAUGAUUCAGACAAACUAAAAUAUCUCAAAAAUUUCCUUUUGAGCAAGAUCGGGAAACAUGAAUUGAACGAGGAAAAAAAUAUCCAUUUUUUUGAUAGAAGUAAACUUUUAAAUUUUUUUGGCAAUUUAUUCCAGCGAAAUCGUUGUGUUCAAAAAAAUUAUUUGAAAAAAAUUUAGUUAUUUCAAAAAUUUUAGUCUUUUAGUUUCUGAUGAAUCACCAACACUACAUUUGGAAAAUUUGCUCAGAUUCACAACUUUUGAGUAGGCGUUUAAAAAUAGUUUGUUUUCAAACUUUUCAUCAAUUCAUCUGCCCUACAAUUUUCCCAGUCCGAAGCUCCUAUAACGCAAAUCUUUUCAAGGUUAGAAAAAUGUGAUCGGAAUAAUCUCUUAAGGGAUCAUAACUUUUUCAACACAAGUGAAGUUCUUUGAAAGCUCAAGAUUGCAUCUACAUAGAAAAUUUUUCCGAUUUUCUGCCUCAAUAUUUUUUUUUUCACUAUCAUAUUUCGAUCUGAAUUUCGAACAGUUAAAUGAUGAUCAAAAAAAUAGAUACACUUGUAUCAGAAAACCAGUUAUCUACUAUCCUUUUUCUUUUUCAUAAACUCUGGGACAUAAAAAAAUCGGAAAACUUCCUGUUUUGUGGAAGAUCAAUAAAGUUUCAAGUGGUAGAUAAAAAAACUUCAAUCUUAGCAGGGGGUUUUGACUUUUUUUGACGAGAGAACCUCUGGAAGAAUCAUACGAAACAAAUGAACGGUUAUUGUAAUCCUACGGACUAACUCUGACUUCCAGCAAAAAUAAACCCAAAAGGUGUUUUGAAAUUUAAAUUAUUUUCUUGAUAUUUUUUCAGUUUUCGUUUGGAAAAUCAGAGCCUUCCCUCGGAAAAGUUAGAGAGCCAUAACAAAACUCGACAAAAAAGGCGAGACAAAAGCCUUGUUUGUUUUUAUGUAAAUGCGAGAAGCCAAAUGACUCCGGGUGGCGGUUGGAUGUAGCUGGUUGAACGGAGGUGUUAACCUGCCCACACCUGUCUGUUUACUUCACGAUUGAAUGUCAUCCAUUUGCGGCUUUUCCCGGGGUUCACAUGUUGCCGCUGCUCUUCUGAACGCAUGUGUUUUUCGCCGCCAGCUUUCGACUGUGCCCUUGUCCCUUUUCCGGGUGAGAUUUCUGAGUUUAAUAAGGAUUUCCCAAUGGUUUUGCAGUUGUCGAAAUUUUAGGGCUAGAUAAGUGGGUUUUGAACUCGUGAAAAUUAGGUUUAAGAAAAAUUAAAUCAAGUUGCAAAGCUUUUUAAGAAGAUAUAUUAAGACAUUUCUUGAUAUUUUUGAAAAAAAGAAAAAAAGUCACGGUGAAAUUCAAGAUGCUGAGAUUCUGAUAAAAGUUUGAAUACUGCUUUUUUUGCUGGACUUUGAGGACGGUUUUUAAAAUAAUUUGUAUCAGAAGAGUUUCAAUUGACUAAACUUUUUUCAUGAAAUCCGAUUUGGAUGAAGAUACAUCAUCUUUGAAAAGUUCCCUCCGAGCUCAGCAUUUAAAAAAAACUUUUCAUCAAAAAAGACAUCAAUUCUUCUUUAAUUACCGCAGUUUUGCAUUUUUGUACACACAGUCCCAAAAAUGUUCUGACCGUUUUUCAUAAGCCUUGUCAUCCAUUUCUACUGAAUAAACUACUAAAUUUGGUUGGAAUAGGGUGUCUAUUGUUCUACCCCUUACUAUAGAUUCCAUGAAGUUUUUACACAAUUUCCUUUGUCCGAAAAAAAUUCACCAUGACAUCAUAUUUCUAUGCACUGAAUCCCUGAAACCUAUUUCCCACAUCAUCACUGUUACAAUCAGUGAACCGGAAGUUUAUCACUAGCUCUUUGAUUCCAUGACGUGGGAUCCUCUCCGAUAACCUAACUUUAGCCGUUUUAGCUACUUCUCAGAGACUAAAUCUGCUGUAUUUCUCCUGCAAAAUCAUUUUCACGCCUCUGCUAUCUCAAAAAGCAUAGUAAGACGAAAAAAGUUGCCGCGGGGGCAAAAGUGAAAGGGCGAAUAAAAGAAGUGAAUAAUUCACAAAACGUAAUGCAUGAGCACAGGAUGCCUGGACCAAGAAGAUUCGCACUGCCGCGCCUGCGAGCAUCCGAUUCGGGACCGUUUCGUCAGCCGCAUCCUCGACAGGUCGGUUUGAAAAUAAUAUUUCUUUCGUUCGAAAAGUUAAUUGGUCAAUAUACAGUUGAACGACUUUUCGAAAAAAUAUACGAUCUUGUGAUUAAAGAAAACUAAGAAUUUGAACCGAAUAACAAAAACACAAAAUAUAAUGACAUUGAUUCCCUAGUGCUUCUAAUAUCAAUCAAAGAUAGACUUUUUGUAGACAGGUCCAGUAAAACAACUUCAAACUAUUCAAUUUUGAACUUGAUUUACUUUCUUUGUGGAAGGGAAAAAAAACUAACAACAUUCCUGGACGUUCAAUGUGCUCAUUUUUGCUUUUUUCGUGAAACUCGUAACAAAAAAAUCGGGCACUUGGUAGUAUCAUAAAGGAAUAAUGUGAAAAAAAGUUGCGAUAUUUGAGCGAACGCUUUAUUUGUUCGAAUGAAUUUUUUGAAGCAGUCAUGUUGUUGAUUAAAUCUAGAGAAACUUGAUAUCAAAGCCAUAAAGCUCUUAUUGACAAGCUACCGACUCUUUUUCGUCCACAAACAGCCUCGAUAUGGUAAAGUAAUCUUCUUGUAUGGAGUGAUAUGACUUCCAAGCUUUCCUCCGUUUUUUUCUUUGUUAGCGAUGUAAGUCUGGAAUCAUAUAAUUAAAAAAAGUUAUUAUGACCAAUGAAGAGAGAAAAAGUUGCAGAAGUUACCAUACUGAAUGUGUUCGAUGUUUCACCUGCAACGAACAACUCGAUAGUACGUGUUUCUAUCGAGACGACCGUCUUUUCUGCAAACCUCACUUUUUCAAGUUUGUUCUUGUUUCUGUUCCACCCUAAUCUACCAAAAGGAUAUGAACCCAACUAAAUAUAAAAACAUAUCGUCUAAAGAUUGUUGAAAAAAAACUAAUCACAAUAACUCAAAAACUCAUUUCCCUUCCCUCAUCAUCCAGGUAUUACAAGUAGAAUCAUAAAAACUUUAUUAGCUGCCCCUGUCUCGUGAGCUUGGAAUAAUUUAUUGCGAAUCAACCGAAACUUUAAUUUAAACUCUCUCUUUUUCUGAUUAGAAUCAGUUUCGCUUACGGCAGGAAUAAAUCAUUCGUAUAUCCAUUGAGUCAUAACAUAUUUCUGAAAUUGCAGAAAAUACGGUACCAAGUGCGCCAACUGUGGAGAAGGAAUUGUGCCAGAUCAUGUCGUUCGAAAAGCUUCAGGUAUUCAAGGAAAACUUUUUGAAGUCGAAACGUUGAAAAUAUUAGAAUAUUAUUGCGUUUUUAUGGAAAAAAAAGUUAAAGCAUUCGUUUAAGGUCUGAAAAAAAAAAUGUUUUCUGGCAGCUUAAAUUUCGAAAAAAGUUAUGUAUGGCUUCUGGGUUGUCUUUUUCAUCUCUCCGAAAAUUCGGAAAAUUCCGGGAAAAAAAAAACAAAAAAGUCACACGGACAACUUUCAGGGCACGUUUAUCAUGUAGAAUGUUUCCAAUGCGUUGUCUGUAAAAGGCAGCUGGAAACUGGGGACGAAUUUUACCUGAUUGCCAAUGAAGCGAGGCUUGUCUGCAAAGCUGACUAUGAACUGGCCAAAGAAAAACGUGAGUUUUUGGCUCUUCAUCCAAAAACCUUGCAAAGCUAUUUUAGUUUCAGACGCCGAAGCUGACAACGGGAAUAAAAGGCCCAGGACAACUAUUUCAGCCAAAAGCUUGGAGACUUUGAAACAAGUUCGUCAUCAAUAUUCUGUGAAAAUAAAGUUAAAUAUUGGGAGGACCAUGCGCAUUAACUCUCUGAAAAACUUAUCAGAUGAUUUCUUGAAAUUUGGAAAGCAUACAGGACGUUGUUGGAAUAACUUUUUCGAAAAAAACUCUUGUUUUUUCGACAUCGAAAACAAAGACUUGUUGUAGGGACUGAUACAUGAGAAGAAUUUCAGUGUUGCCUAGCUUUCAAUUUUCAUUUUCUCGAGCUCUUCAUUUUCAUUUCAAAAUUUAAGUGACAUCAAAAACGUUUCCAGGCAUAUCAAGCGAGCAGCAAGCCAGCUCGUCACGUGAGAGAACAACUUGCAGCUGAGACCGGCCUCGAUAUGCGUGUUGUCCAGGUCAAUUUUCUCCAAAUCUCCAAAAGUCAAGAAAAUUGUAAAAUUACCAUCUUCCCGAUUCAAAAAAGUUAUAUUUCAUCGUUUCAACAUACUCUUCAGGUUUGGUUUCAAAACCGAAGAGCUAAAGAAAAGCGACUGAAAAAAGACGCUGGAAGACGGUGGAACGGCGUCAGCAAGACCGACAGCGAGAGCAACUCUCCUAGUGGAAGCAUCGCUGGACAGAGCCCUACUUACAGUAAUCUAAUUUGCUCGAACUUUGUGUGUAAUAUUGAGCUUCAGCUUAUAUUGACGGCAUCGGAGAGUCUGAUCAAAACCCUGACGGUGCUUAUUCAACUACUUCAGGUUGGAUUGUUUCCUAAACGCUCAGAAGAUCCAAGGGGAAAAUCUCUUUGAAGCUAUUCAACAUUCUUCCAUGUACUUAUUUCACUCUAAAAAAAAAUGGAUUUCAAUUUAUAUGUAUAUUCUCUUCACAAGAUGAAAUUGAUAUUUUCUAUAGUCUUUUUAUAAUUAAGUGCGUCUUCAGGCUCGGCAGAAGGUCAGACAAGUAUUACUCCAGGCCUGAUUCCUUCUGAAAUCGAUUACGCACCGGUCAGCCGAGCUCUCGAAAUUUCGUUGCCUCCUUCUACGGCUCUUUUGGGCAUAGAUGGAAUGCCGGUAAACAUUUUUGAAGCUCAGUUAUUCCGAAAAAAAUUAAACUAAAAAAACCGGUUUUGCUAAGGAAUCUCUGAUUUUGUUUUCUCUUUCUCAAAGGAAACAUUUUUUUCCUGUUUGGCUUUAUUGAGAUCUUUCUUAACAAUUUUUUUUGGAAAUUUUAGAAUGAAAAGCAAUAAUUGAUUUUUUUUUCAGUUUAUGUUAACAGGUUUUCUUUCCAAUUAGGAUCACUCUCUCAAAAAUUUGGGUGAGAUCCAAUUUAUGCCUCAGUAACGUUUUCAAAAACGACAAAACAUUUGAUUUGACGAAUCCAACUCGUUCUCGAUUUCCAGCUCGGAGCGCCUAGAAUGGACCUUUACAUGGACCUCGUGCAGCCGAUUGCCUCGGUGAACCCUCUCAUGAUCAACAACUUGAUGCAUCGCUACCUGCAGUAA
Molecule: messenger RNA, 7361 nt
Organism: Caenorhabditis auriculariae
Lineage: Eukaryota; Metazoa; Nematoda; Chromadorea; Rhabditida; Rhabditidae
Source: the annotation of a GenBank genome assembly